Molecule: messenger RNA, 1287 nt
Organism: Pleuronectes platessa (European plaice)
Lineage: Eukaryota; Metazoa; Chordata; Actinopteri; Pleuronectiformes; Pleuronectidae
Gene: kcnk15
Product: potassium channel, subfamily K, member 15
Exons: 2
Coding region: 1-1287 (428 amino acids)
Biological process (GO): stabilization of membrane potential; potassium ion transmembrane transport
Cellular component (GO): membrane
Molecular function (GO): potassium ion leak channel activity
Source: RefSeq, a predicted model, not a curated record
AUGAAGAAGCAAAACGUCCGGACCCUGUCGCUCAUCCUCUGCAUGUUCUCCUACCUGCUGGUCGGCGCCGCGGUGUUCGACGCGCUCGAGUCCGAGUCGGAGAGCUCCCGCCGGCGCAUCCUGGAGCAGAAGCGCAGCGAGAUGAAGAAGAAGUACCGCUUCUCCGAGGGCGACUACCGUGAGAUCGAGCGGGUGGUGCUGCAAGCUGAGCCCCACCGAGCCGGCAGGCAGUGGAAAUUCGCCGGCUCUUUUUACUUUGCCAUAACAGUCAUCACCACCAUUGGUUAUGGACAUGCAGCACCGGGCACAGAGGCAGGAAAGGUCUUCUGCAUGUUCUACGCCGUGCUGGGCAUUCCUCUCACUCUGGUCAUGUUCCAGAGUCUGGGAGAAAGGAUGAACACAUUCGUCCGCUACCUCCUGCACAAGACCAAGCAGUGCAUAGGCUUCCAACGCACCGAGGUGUCCAUGGAGAACAUGGUCCUGGUGGGCUUCCUGUCCUGCAUCGGAACACUGUGUGUGGGAGCUGCGGCUUUCUCCUACUUUGAAGGAUGGACCUUCUUCCAUGCCUACUACUACUGCUUCAUCACGCUCACCACCAUUGGCUUCGGGGACUUUGUGGCCCUGCAGAAAAAGGACGACCUCCAGGAGAAGACGCCCUAUGUGGCCUUCAGCUUCCUGUACAUCCUGGUUGGGCUGACCGUCAUCGGGGCCUUCCUCAAUCUGGUGGUGCUUCGCUUCCUCACCAUGAACACUGAGGAUGAGCGGAGAGACGCUCAGGAAAGGGCAUCGCUGAAGAGGGACAGGGGCCUUUUGGAUGGGGCCGUGAGCCUCCAUGUCGGGGGUGAGCAGAGCAGAGGCAGCCACAGGGGGAGGAGCAGGAGCAACGUGGUGCGCAGCCACAGCGCACUCUUCCUCCCCAUGGAGGAAGGAACCAGCCGCACCAACCUCAUCGCUUUCCCAGCCGAGGAUCAGGAGAGGAGAAGAAGCCCCUGCAGACACAGGCUGCAUUUUCAGAUCAAGGCAGGAAGAGUCAGGCCGGAGUCGAGCCUCAGCUCCCUCUGCUCCUGUGUGUGCUACCGCUUAGGGGUCUGCGAUAGUCCCCUCAUGUCCCACAGUGAACACCACCGCUGCCAUAUCAAUUCUGUUUAUUACAACUCAGUGUCCUACAAGAUCCAGGGCUGCUCGCCGGGUUCCAGGGACAACACUGGACUCUCCUCCCCAGGCAGCACGCUCUCACCCGGGCACAGCUUCCGGGAGUUCCCCCGCUCAAGGAGAAGGUCGGUGUGA